Linnemannia hyalina is the source of this 1551-nucleotide messenger RNA. The record is from the annotation of a GenBank genome assembly. NCBI's taxonomy places the organism in Eukaryota, Fungi, Mortierellomycota, Mortierellomycetes, Mortierellales, Mortierellaceae.
AUGAAGCACCAUCCUCAUUCCGACCCUGCCGGUGUUGCACAGGCAACAGGCCAUGUUGGUAACCUCACCCCCGAUCAAUGGGACGCACUUGGCGAGAUCUGGUCGUUCCUGCUCCACCUCUGGUACUCUGAGCCUUCCUCGGUCUCAUCAAAGUCAAACCACCCUCGUCGCGCCAGCAGCUACGGAAUCUCUGCCUCAACCCCAAGCUCGAACACAACAUCGCCCAACGUCAAUGACACCCCUGCCCACCACGAUACCACUUCAACCUUCACAUCGACAUCAAUGGCUCCCUCCAGCCCAGGAGCAACAGGUCAUCAUCAACAGUACAGCAGCACCGGACGAGGCAUCAGUCCACCCCUGCCAGCCUCCCCUACUCGACUCAGCCAGUCCUUCUAUCAACCAUCCAUAACAUCCUCUCCCGCCGGACCUACUUCACCAACAUUCAACACUGGAAACAGUCAUCUCAUUUCUUCCUUGCCUGGAGGUGCAGCUGCAACCGCGUUGAAGAGAUCGGCCGCCAAACUCAAGCCAUGGCUCCCUGCAAAAAAGUUUACCUUCAAGUAUUCACCUGUCGAGUACCAAACCGCAUUCUGGUCGUUUGUCCAGGCAGAGCAUCCCGAUACGACUGUGUUACGAUUCCUGAGGGCAAGAAAGUGGAAUGUUGAGAAGGCAAUGGAGAUGUUGAUCUUGGCACUCGAAUGGCGUAUCACCGUGGAUGUCGAGGAGGUCGUACAGGAUGGUGAGCAGGCAUUGGAAGCAAAGUACCCAGGAUUCUUGGAGCAGCUCAAGAAUGGCAAGGUCAUCUUUCGAGGUCAUGAUCGUCAAGGCCGACCCCUAUGCUUGUUGGACCCUAGUCAGCACAACCCGAAUGCCCAAAGCCAGCAGGCAGUACAGAAGCUGUCUAUCUAUGUGAUCGAGACAGCGAGAGUGAUGUUGCAGCCUCCCACAGAGACCAUAUCCGUUGUCUUUGACAUGAGUAACUUUUCCUUGUCCAAUAUGGACUGGCCCACGGUCAAGUUCUUUAUCCAUGCAGCAGAGGCGUGUUAUCCGGAACUACUCGGUGUUUGCGUCGUCCACAAGGCGCCAUGGUUGUUUGGCGCGAUCUGGAAGAUGAUCUCACCUAUGCUGGACCCCGUCAUCCGAGCCAAGAUCCAGUUUACCAACAAUCGCAAGGACCUGGAGGUGUUUGUUGCCCCCGACCAAUUGAUGAAAAACAAGUCCUAUGAGGGACUGGACGAGACCCCUUACCGGUACAUUGACCCGAUCCCUGACGAAAAUCGACUCAUGCUGGAACCAUCCGAGGCGAAACAGCGUGCAAUUGCCCGACGCAAGGAGAUGGAAUUGACGUUUGAGAGGCUGACUGAGGUCUGGCAAGGCCAGAAACAGCUCUCGUCGUGCGCUGCUGUGAUCCAGGAGAGGAAUGAGGUCGGACAACGGAUGGCGGAAGUUUGGUGGGCUGCUGAAUCCUACACUCGCGCACGGACAGUCUAUCAUCGCAUGGGCGCCAUUCACACCCCUCCCCUUGUUCCUCCCGGCACUCACGCCACAUAA